This is a messenger RNA of Nematolebias whitei (Rio pearlfish), 996 nucleotides long. RefSeq names its product probable G-protein coupled receptor 132. Lineage: Eukaryota; Metazoa; Chordata; Actinopteri; Cyprinodontiformes; Rivulidae. The coding region runs from base 1 to 996 and encodes 331 amino acids. The record is from RefSeq and is a predicted model, not a curated record. Gene Ontology annotation, biological process: G protein-coupled receptor signaling pathway. Gene Ontology annotation, molecular function: G protein-coupled receptor activity. The transcript is spliced from 2 exons. Gene Ontology annotation, cellular component: membrane.
AUGUCCAAUGAUACCUGCAACCUCCCUCUGAACACGGACGCAUUUGGGUUGACCUGCAUCUAUGGCGUCAUCUUGACCUUGGGUCUUCCCAGCAACUUGCUGUCUCUAUGGGGAUUGUACCACCUGGGCCGGUCAGGUGGAGGAGGCUGUCAGCUCGUCUACAUCCUCAACUUGCUGCUGUCUGACCUCCUCCAGCUGCUUACCCUGCCUCUGUGGAUCCUGUACCUCCAAGGUGCGCACCGCUGGCCCUACGGCCGGCUGACCUGUGAGCUCGUUGGUUACGUGUUUUACGUGAACGUCUACGCCAGCGUCAUGUUCCUUUGCCUGAUAGCGAUUGACCGCUGCUUGGCUAUUGUUUACCCGCUCAGCAGCCGCGGUAUGCGCAGUGUCAGGGUGGCAGCUGUGUCGGGUGUAGCUGUGUGGAUCCUAACGUUCCUGUUCUGCCUGAGUGGGCUGCUGCCAUCUGUGUUUGACUCUGACAGACAGCUCUGUCUGGAGAAGUACCCGGUCAGCCCCAAAUAUGCUCACUUUAAGAUCACCACUAUGGUUCUGGGCUUUCUCCUGCCAUGCACCAUUCUAGGCUACACCUCAGCCCACAUCGGGGCCACGCUCCGUCGGUCUCCUUCUCUGUCUGACCACGAGCGCAACAAAAUCGUAGGAAUCCUGGUUGUGAUCACGUUUAACUUCAUCGUUGUGUUUGGACCCUACCACCUGGUGGGCGGAUACAGGUUUGUGUCCCUGCUGAGGACCGAUGAGCCAUGUGGAUUUGAGCAGUCCAUUUUCCUGGUCUAUCGGCUGUGCUACGGUCUGACCAGCCUCAACACCUUACUGGACCCCCUGUUUUACAUCUUCCUCUGUCCCGACGCUCGACUGGAGCUCCAGAGGUCCCUGCCCUGUUUGAGAAGAAGCCAGAACCAUAAAAACACGAGCAGCCGAUUUGAGCUGGACACCAGGACAGACAAUAAAACUGGACAUGGUACCUUUGUCCCCAUUUGA